AUGGCCUCUUCGAGUCGACGCUGGGCUGUUCGCAGCAGAGCACUGCUCACACUGCUGGUAGCAGGCUGCGUCAUCUCUGUGCUGCAAUCUGCGCACGCCGAACAGGCUCCCUUUGUGCCGACACCAGACUCGGCCGCUGCAUCACCUGGCACGAGCGACGCCCCCGACCCCGACUACACGCCACUGCAGGCAUACGAGCAAGCACUUCGCCUUCUCCGCAGUACCAUCAGGACCAAGCCGCUGCGUACCAAGGCUGGUAAGGGUGCCCCUCAGUCCAACGCUGCCGAGGCUUCAAGCUCAUCGAGCUCGGCCGGCUCGCCUGAUGCCGCGGCAUCCACCUCUACCUCGCUGCGGCGAUGGAUUCAGGAGAUCUUUGAUGCCGCUGCUGAUUCAGUCUCGGAUGCGAGCCCAGCCAAGAUCCAAAGCAGGAUCCAAGGUGUCAGCUCGUCAAAAGGCGACGGCGCGCAUCGCUGGCAGGGGCCUCCGCUCGGCGCGUCGCAGUACGAAUCGCAGUGGCCCAGCGCUCGCACACUCACGCUCUGGCCAGACUGGGAGACGCUACCAGAAGGCACGGCGCCCAUCAGCCCCUCCGAGAGCGUAUGGGAGAGCAUCAUGUUCGGACCCUUCGUCGGCGGGUCCAAGGCACCUUCAGACCUCAGCUUGUCCGAAUCGUCCUCCGCACACGAAGAGGAGCAACAGGCCGACAAUCCAGAUCGCAGCCAGGCAGUCGCACUGCUGACCCGCGCGGGCUGGGGUAGGGAACGCGUCGACUGGGACUACGAAGCCUAUUCGCCUGCUGCUCGCGACGCAUCUGGCCUGCUUCGAUCCACCGCUGCCGGAGAGACGGCACCUGCACUUGCCGACGCACUCUGGGUGCUUGCCGAGCAUUCGCUGUGGGGCACCCAUGGCAGCCGUCCCAACCUCGCUCGUGCGCGUGCAUGCUACCAGCGUCUAGUCGAUUGGGGCCACGACCGUAGCGGUCUCUCUGCCUCAGGCAACGCCAGCGCGCAUGCGCGUCUGGCCUUCCUCGAGGGCAGUGGCUGGGAGUCGACGGUGCGCGGCGACUGGAAACCGCUCUCGGACCAGCUCGGUUCGUGGUCGACGUUUUCGGCGUCUCCGUCGGCCGACGAUGUGCGAGCAGCUUGGAAGCGCAGACGCGAGCUCUUCGCGCAGCUGAAGCAGGACGAUGGUCAGCGACAGGCCAAAGCCGUGCUGCACUACACGCUCGCUGCCAAUGCAGGCCAUGCACCCUCCCAGAUGGCGCUCGGCUUCCGCUACAAGGCGGGCAUCGGCGUCGCGCCAUCGUGCUGGACCGCGCUGGAUCUGUACGAGAAGGCGGCGCUCGACACGUACAAACGUUUUCAGCAGGGUCCGCCUGGCGGACUCACUCUCCCCUACACCAAGAUUCGCGUCUCGGACCUGGACGGCGGCGCGUACGGACCAGGAGCGUCGGUCGCCUCGACUGGAUAUGCCGCCAUGAAGCCGGCGGUGCAGGCGGCGCUGAACCGCCAGCCAGGGUCGGCACGCGACCCGUCGGCGCUGGAAGACUUGCUCGAGUACCACGUGUACCUCGCCGAGCACGGCGACGUCAAGAGCAUGCUCACCAUCGCGCAGGUGUACUACCACGGCAGCAUCUACUCGUCGGGCGAUGCGGCGGGCGCCGUGCGUCGCGACUACCGCCGCGCGCUCCAGUGGCUCUUGCGCGUGGCCAAGGAGGUGUGGCCGCGCAAGGCGGGCGAGGUGGGCCGAGGCGGGCCCACGGGCUACACGGCCAAGCCAGGCGACAAGGGUGAGGAUGUGCAGCUCAAGGCGGACGACGGCCUGCUCGCGCAUGCCGGCACGGCGGCGGGCAUGAUCGGCAAGAUGUAUCUGCGCGGCGAGGGGGUCAAGCAGGACUUUGCACGCGCCUGGGUGUGGUUCUCGCGCGGCCAGACCACGGGCGACCUCGAAUCGUACAACGGCCUCGGCGUCAUGCUGCGCGACGGUCUGGGCACGCCCAUCGACAUGGCCACCGCCGUGUCGUACUUCGAGGCCGCCGCCAAGGUGCGCCACAGCGGCGCCAACGUGAACCUCGCCAAGAUCCACAUGGACAUGGACGACGUGGACAGCGCGAUCAAGAGCCUCACGCUCGCCGUGUUUGGCGAGAGCCGCUUCGAGGCGGUGUAUCUGCUGGCCCGGAUCAAUGCGCAGAUGGCGCGCAAGGCGCAUUCGAACGAGCAGUGCCGCGCGGCGUUGGCGGGGUACAAGGAGACGGCGGAGCGCGGCGACUGGUCGACGCGCAUCUCGCACAAGGCGGAACACGCGUGGCGACGGGGCGAGCGGCAGAAGGCGCUGCUGAGCUGGGCGCUGGCGGGCGAUAUGGGCUACGAGUCGGCGCAGAACAACGUGGCGUACCUGCUGGACCGGGCGCACUCGCGCACACGCCUGCUCGAGCUGCAUCCUACGCCCGACGAGCGCCACAACUUUACGGACCGGCUGGCACUGGUGCACUGGACGCGGUCUGCGGCGCAGGCGAAUGUGGAUGCGAUGGUCAAGAUGGGCGACUACUACUUCCACGGCAUCGGGACGGGCAAUCCGGGCCAGCCGGCGUACGAGAAGGCUGCGGCGUGCUACUCUGCCGCUGCGGACCGCGGAGUGUCGGCACUGGCAUACUGGAAUCUGGGAUGGAUGUACGAGAAUGGCAUCGGGGUCGUGAGGCAGGACUUCCACUUGGCCAAGCGGUACUACGACAUGGCGGUGGAGACCAACGAGGAGGCGUACCUGCCCGUGGCGUUGAGUCUGGUCAAGCUGCACAUCCGCGCGCUGUGGGCGGCAGCGUUCCGGUCGGACUCGAGCCAGAGCGCCAUCUCGCUGCUUUCAUCGUAUACGUCGACGGACCGUUCGAAUGCAGCGUAUACCGAGGCGGACGAGCAUGCAGCAGCGACACAGAAGCAGGCUGAGGACAACCAGCGCCACAUCGCCCAGGAGCAAGGCGGCGGAUACGGCGAUCCGAACGAGCCCGAGACUUGGGCGGCGCGGGAUGACGAGUCGGACGAGGAUCUGGACGACAUGAUCGAGUCGGGCCUGCUCAUUCUUGCGCUGGGUGCACUCGCCUACCUUGCCUACAUGCGCCAGAACGUCCAGCUCCAGCUGCAGCGCGAGCGGCGUCAACAGGCAGACGACCAGCCGCCCCAGCCUCCCAACGACGCAGACCACGGCCGCGCGCAAGCCGAACCGCGAGCGCAUCAGCCGAACCCAUGGGCUCCGCUCGGCGACGAGCCCAAUGCCGCCGCCAACUUGAUAGCCGGGCUGUAG
Moesziomyces aphidis is the source of this 3294-nucleotide messenger RNA. The record is from the annotation of a GenBank genome assembly. Lineage: Eukaryota; Fungi; Basidiomycota; Ustilaginomycetes; Ustilaginales; Ustilaginaceae.